Medicago truncatula (barrel medic) is the source of this 1068-nucleotide messenger RNA. RefSeq names its product F-box/kelch-repeat protein At3g06240. Gene Ontology annotation, molecular function: protein binding. NCBI's taxonomy places the organism in Eukaryota, Viridiplantae, Streptophyta, Magnoliopsida, Fabales, Fabaceae. Bases 1 to 1068 code for a protein of 355 amino acids. The transcript has a single exon. The record is from RefSeq and is a predicted model, not a curated record.
AUGGAGACAAAGACACUGUUGUAUCUGCCUCAUGAACUAAUCAUCCAAAUUCUGAUGAGGUUGCCAGUGAAGUCUCUUAUCUGUUUCAAAUGUGUUUGUAAGUCUUGGUUUUCUCUUAUCUCUGACCCUCACUUUGCAAAUUCACAUUUCCAACAUACCUCUGCAACGCAUACUCGUAGGUUUUUAUGCAUAUCACCUUUAUCUCAUGAAAUUCGAUCAAUCGAUCCUGAAGCAUUUCUUAACGAUGAUCCUGGUUCACAGAACCGUAAUUUUUUGUUUUCGGAAUCUUAUUUUCCUGUUGAAAUCAGAGGUUCAUGUAGAGGGUUUAUACUUUUGUACCAACCUCCAAACAUCUACGUAUGGAAUCCAUCCACUGGAUUUAAAAAACAAAUACCCGUGUCUCCUUUUGAUUCCAAAUUAUUAGCAAGUUGUCAUGGUUUUGGUUAUGACCAGUCAAGAGAUGAUUACUUGGUGGUUGUAUUUUCCCAUGUUUCAUCACAUUUGGAGGUUUUCUCUUUUAGAGAUAAUAUGUGGAAAGAAAUUGAUUGUAUUCAUUUCCCUUACGUUCUCAUUGUCGUUCCUUCCCAGGGAAAAGGGUUUCUAUUUAAUGGGGUUAUUCAUUGGCUUGCUUAUCGCCGUGAUUUAGAUUUGGAUGUCAUAGUUGCGCUUGAUUUAAUGGAAAAGAAAACGUUUGAGAUGCCUGUUCCAAGUGAUUUUGACCAUAGAUUUCUUUAUAAUAUGUGGGUAUUUGGAGAAUUUCUCAGUCUAUGGGCUCAGGAUUAUGAUAAUGAUACAAUUGUAAUAUGGGUGAUGAAAGAAUACAAAAUGCAUUCGUUUUGGACUAAAACUCUUGUGCUUCCUCUUCAUCGCAUUCCUGGUCACUACUUUCACCCUAUACACUCUACAAAAAAUGGUGAUAUUAUUGGAAGAAGUCAUGAUACUAGAUUGGUGAAGUAUAAUGAUAAAGGACAACUAUUAGCGGACCGCCCCUUCUGUUCCAGUCAAUCUGAAGUUGUCAUGUAUACAGAGUCUCUGCUUUCACUCCUUGGUGACAAUGAGCAUGCUUAA